AUGGAACACUUUACCAUCUCCCUCCAACAUGGAGAAAAAGUCACAGGCAUUCACUGCUUACCUGCUCGUUCCGAGUCUCCCCUCAGCUCUCGUCCUUUAAUUGUUGCCCUCCAUGGUGGCGGCUACGAUUGCCACUAUUUCGACGCCGACUCUAAACAUACCGCGGCUAUCUCGGCCAAUGCCUAUGGUGUUCCGUUUGUGUCAAUCGAUCGUCCAUGCUAUGGAGAAUCAACUUCGUUCCUCCCUGUUCCAGCUGAUUCCGACUUUGUGAUGGAGACGAGUGUUCGACUACACAAAUAUAUUCUACCUGCACUCUGGGCUGAAUAUGGGGUCCCCAGUGAAUGCAACUGCAUUGUGCUCUUUGGUCAUAGCCUUGGCAGUAUGUUUACCAUAGCGACAGCAGCUAUGCAUGCCAAGGACGAAAGUCCCUCUUAUGUACUAAGUGGAAUUAUUUAUUCCGGCCUGGGCGAUAUCUGGCAGCCUCAUAUGAUGGAAAACUUUCUCAAGAUGUCGCUUGACCCCAUGGGCCACGCAUUGAAUUCUCCCAAGGAGAAAGAUGCCACUAUGUUUCGCUCAAAUACCGUGGACCCCAGCAUCCUCAAGCUUACGGAGCAGCUUGAUGCACCAAUACCAUUGGCUGAAAUUCAGAGUUUGCCCGAAUCCUGGCUUCCCAGCUGGAAGGAAAAAUGGGCGGCACAUAUUCAAGUUCCCGUCAUGUACGCUUUAGCAGAGCAGGAACCAUUCUUUAUUGUCUCGAAGGAGAGAUUGCAAGUAUUUACUGAAUCAUUCUCAAGUAGCCUUCGGGUUGAUGGCAGCUUCGUCCUUGGAGCACCCCACUGCAUGGAGCUGAGUUUGUGGGCGCAAGGAUGGUAUGCGAGGGUCUUUGGGUUUGCAGUAGAGUGCUCUGCGCAACGUGAAUGGCAGACAGUCAGCAAGUAG
Molecule: messenger RNA, 939 nt
Organism: Fusarium odoratissimum NRRL 54006
Lineage: Eukaryota; Fungi; Ascomycota; Sordariomycetes; Hypocreales; Nectriaceae
Exons: 1
Coding region: 1-939 (312 amino acids)
Source: RefSeq, a predicted model, not a curated record